GUGUUUGUGGACCCCUGCAAUCAGCUGUUUAGCUGCUGUGCUUAUCAAAUUCUAUAAUUUGCGGUCCAAAAUUAUUCACUUAUAAAAUAUAGUUUAGUUUAAAUCAAUUUUAAUGAUAAGAUAAAAUUAAUUGAUAUAAUUCAUUAAUUAAAAUAUUUGCAAAACACACGACUGAAAUGUUAAAACUGUUUUCGAAACUAGCAGGCUCAAGUAUACGGUCACUACGAAUAAUAACCGCAGAAUCAAAUGUAAUAAAUCCCAAAGAGCUAAAAAGUGUCUCCUAUAACAGAAGUCAAUGGUUUAGUAACACACCUACAGCUGCAACAAAGAAAGAGAGCCAGCAGCAUUGUAAUGUGGGUACAAUCGGGCAUGUGGAUCAUGGUAAAACCACUUUAACUUCAGCUAUAACGAAAAUACUUGCUGAGAAAGGACUUGCAAAGUAUCAAUCAUACGAGCAAAUCGACAGAGCACCUGAAGAAAAAGCGCGUGGUAUAACAAUAAAUGCCUGCCAUAUUGGGUACGCAACAGCGGAGCGUACCUACGCGCACACCGAUUGUCCGGGGCAUGCGGAUUACAUAAAGAAUAUGAUAUCCGGUGCAUCACAAAUGGAUGGUGCCAUCUUGGUGGUCGCAGCAACCGAUGGACAAAUGCCGCAGACUCGUGAACAUCUGCUACUUGCCAAACAGGUUGGGAUCGAACGUAUAAUUGUAUUUAUUAAUAAAGCGGAUUUAGUUGAUCAAGAAGUACUCGAAUUAGUUGAGAUAGAAAUGCGUGAAAUGUUGACAGAUUUUGGUUUUGAUGGCAUCAAUAGUCCCAUAAUUUGUGGUUCUGCAUUAUUAGCAUUAAACGGGAAUACUUCACCGUUUGGUAUACCAGCAAUUGAAACUUUACUAAGCCAUAUGGACACUUAUGUGCCGACGCCAACUCGUGAUUACACAUCACCAUUCAUAUUGCCGAUUGAUAAUGCAUUCACUGUAUCGGGACGUGGUACAGUGGUCGUUGGCACUAUUAAACGUGGCACAAUGCUUAAAAAUGAUUUAGCCGAUUUGUUGGGUUUUAAUCAGAAUAUUAAAACCAGCAUAGGUGAUAUACAAAUAUUCAAAAAUAGUGUUUCCAAGGCUGUAGCCGGUGAAAAUGUUGGUGUAUUAUUGCGCGCCGUUAAAAUCUCCAGUGUUGAACGUGGAAUGCUAUUAUGUGCGGCGGACUCGGAGAAUAUAUCAAACCACUUUGAAGCCUCUAUGUAUCUGCUAUCACGUACUGAAGGUGGUCGUAGCAGGCCGAUGCUCUCAAAAUAUAUACAACAAUUAUUUAGUGCAACAUGGAAUGUGCCAGCACGUAUCGAUAUUAUACCUGCAGAAGGCAUGUUGAUGCCAGGUGAACAUGGUAAAGUGCGCAUAACGCUACUACGUAAAAUGGUUUUAAUACCCGGUCAAGCGUUUACCAUAAGAGAGAAUGGUGCAACUGUUGCCACGGGCAUGAUUACGGAGAGAAAACCAUCACUGGAUGUGCCUAAAAAUAAAUUAUCCAAAAUUGUGGUAAAUUGUUGAGUUGAUGUUCAUUAGUUGAAUUGACGUUGUAUAUAUGUAGAAAAUAAAAAAGCAAUUGUUUUCAAUUAUUUUAUGUAAUUUAUUCCAUUGAAAUAAGUACAUAAUUUCAUAAGUGCAUCUUUCAUUUUAACUGUAAUAAAUGUCGUUGUUGUUUUUA
This is a messenger RNA of Ceratitis capitata (Mediterranean fruit fly), 1704 nucleotides long. RefSeq names its product elongation factor Tu (gene mEFTu2). Lineage: Eukaryota; Metazoa; Arthropoda; Insecta; Diptera; Tephritidae. Gene Ontology annotation, cellular component: mitochondrion. Gene Ontology annotation, biological process: mitochondrial translational elongation. Gene Ontology annotation, molecular function: GTPase activity; GTP binding; translation elongation factor activity. The record is from RefSeq and is a predicted model, not a curated record. The transcript has 4 exons. Bases 177 to 1547 code for a protein of 456 amino acids.